Messenger RNA from Entamoeba dispar SAW760, 975 nucleotides. RefSeq lists its product as uncharacterized. The coding region runs from base 1 to 975 and encodes 324 amino acids. The record is from RefSeq and is a predicted model, not a curated record. The transcript has a single exon. NCBI's taxonomy places the organism in Eukaryota, Evosea, Mastigamoebida, Endamoebidae.
AUGGCAACAUCCUCAGAAUUUAGUGAUAGUUUCUGCGAUAAAAAACCAGAAAGAGAGCCAGAACAAACUGAUGAAAACCCAAUAGAUAUAUCAGUAGUACCUGAUACUUGUAAUGAAGAAAGUCCUAAAAGCGUAGAUGAAAUUCAAGCUAAAAUAAGUGAGGUUCAAAAUGAUAUCGAUAAAAAACUUCAAGAACUUUGCCAUCCGCCAGAAGAUAUUUCUCAGAGUGAGGUCUCACAAAUAAAAGAAGAAUAUUUAAACCUUGUUAAAGAAUUAAAUGGAUUAGUUAUUAAAUAUAAUAAAAAGACUAAUGGAAUGACAGAUGGAACUGAAAAAAGAAAAGACGUUGUUGUUGUUGCUGAUCCAAAUGAAAGAUUUGUUGAUAUAUUUCAUGGUAAACCAGUGAAGUUAUUCUUAGAUACUCUUAGUAGUUAUAAAAUUAUAUUUCCACGUAUCCAAUAUUGUAAAACACUAAAUUCAUCAACAAAUAUAUACAAACAACUUUUUGGACAGAAAGAUUUUGGUGUAUUUUGUGUUACUAAGUAUGGAAAUGUUUUUGGUAUAUUCUUUCAUUCUGUUAAGUCAUUUGGAGAUCAAACUUUUGUUUGUAAUAAAUCUGCUUUAUUCAUUAUAAGAAGAAAUGGAAUGAAAGAAUAUAUUCCAAUUGUAAGUAAAAGAGAAAGUGAUAUUUAUAUUGUACUUGGGCAUGAUACUACUAAAGAUGAUUUAUUGAUAACAAUUACUAAUAAUAUUGGAUAUGGAAUCCAAUUUAAUAAUAACACAGUUCAUAUUAUUGGUGAUAUUCGAAAUGUAUUUAAUGAAAUAAAAUAUAAUAGUAUGUUAUUAAAUAUAAAUAAUAAUAAUAAUAAUAAUGAUACCAAUAAUAAUACCAGUGAAUACAAAGAAGAAAUAAAUGAAUUAAAGAUUAUGAAAAUUCAUUCAGAUGAUGAUGGAAAACAAUCUUUAAUUGAAUAA